Scophthalmus maximus (turbot) is the source of this 1680-nucleotide messenger RNA. RefSeq lists its product as uncharacterized. The transcript has 6 exons. The record is from RefSeq and is a predicted model, not a curated record. Bases 161 to 976 code for a protein of 271 amino acids. Gene Ontology annotation, molecular function: calcium ion binding. Lineage: Eukaryota; Metazoa; Chordata; Actinopteri; Pleuronectiformes; Scophthalmidae.
UUUCUCUGAUUCCACAUCAGUGUCGCUGCCACCUAGUGGACACACCAGCUUUAUCGCCACUCCCCGUUACCAUGGCAACUGGUCAACACAGUGAUUCGACUCCAGACCAGAGCAGAAACAACUUUAAUUAUUGAAGAACUGCUGCCUUCCUGGUCCUAACAUGCCAACCAACACCAAAAAGAAAAAGCAGCGGCUGCGAAAACCUGCCAAAGACAAGCGGACGAAGAAAAACCAAGUUUCCAUGGAGAAAUCCUGCGAGGCCUUCAGGUCCAACAGGUCGGAGUUUGAGGGUUUUCUGGAUCAGAUGACUCAGUGGUUUUCUGAUCAUCAGCAACAGGUUGAUCAGCACUUCAGUCUCGAGGACAAAGACCAAAGUGGAUCCGUCAACCUGAAGGAUUUCGAGCUUGGUCUGACGACCUUGAGCGCCCCCUGUCAGCAGUUGCAGCUCCGCCUGCUGACCGAGCUGCUGAAAACCAACGACAACAACACGAUCAGUUACCAAGACUUAAAGAGACAGUUACAGAGAUUAAGCAGCACAGAGGUCGACGUCUCCAGUUCGAAACGCCGUGAUGAUCAGCUGUUAAACCCUGACAAAGACAGGUUCGUCCGUCUGAGCGUCCGACUGAUCCCCUUCGACCUCUGCGACGACCAUCCCGCCAACUUCCAGGUGGUUUUGUCGAGCAGCUGCAGAGUUGUCCGUCUGAUCGGGAUGAUCCGGGAGCGGGUCGGGAUCCAGACCUCCCGGCUGGAGGUGUUCCGGAGCAGAGCGCCCACCGACGACGAGGCCCGCCUCCCCCCGGAGCGCUCCCUGGAGGAGUGUGGCUUCGGAGGAGGCCCGGAGAAGACUCCCCCAGAGGAAACCUUGUACUACGACUACAGACUGGAGCUCACCGACUGUCCCGUUCUCAACUGUGACCACUACUUCAGGUCCACACCGGACUCGCUGCCAGGACGACUGGACCCUGUCGAUGAGUGACACAACAGUCUGGUGUUUUUGGUUUGUCUUUGGUUUGAAACUCCUCAACAACUUCUGUUUGUUUUUCCAUAUAAUUCAGUGCACACGUUCAUUGUUCCCAGAGGAUUAAUCCUAAGUAGUUUUCAAAUGCAUGCAGUCGAAUCAUGCAGUCGUAGACCGUGUCUUUAUUUCAAGGAGCUCAACGUCGAGGAGAUUACUCGUCGUUGCACAGAUCAACAGGUGGUCAGUGCAUGUCGUCCCCAAAAACCCCGUCUAAGAAUAACGUCAUCAUCUCACUCACAGAAUGGCUGUCUCCAUGGCAACACUCUGUCUCUGUCUGAGAGUGUGCUAUAUUUACCGCAGCGCGUCUUGCGAGAUGUAACAAAACUCUGAGACUGUGACGCUCUGUCAACGUUUGUGUUUACUCGCGUGACUUGUCAGUGAAGUAUUAUUGUAUCUUUUGAAUUUUAAAAAAAGUACGCCAUGUUAUGUCUCUUUCAUUUUACUUUAAUACGUCUUUACUAUCCGUGAUCUUCCUCUCGCUCUGGAAAGAGUUUUUAUUUACUCAUGUCUAUAGCUGUAAAACUAUGUUUGAUUAAUUCGUUCUGAGCUCAGAUUAGUUUCUAAUUUGUAUAUGUAUUAGCGGGAGUUACGAAAUAAAGAGAAGUCAGAGGAAUAGAACUCUGAUACGUCACACAAGUAGGUCCUUUGACAUGUGAAUAUCA